AGACCAAAUAUAAAAGCGGUAAACUCCCUUUCAAAAAAUCAAAACCCAAAAAUCACUUGUUCAUUUUUUUCUAAUCUCCCGCCAUUGCUACUGUAAAGUGAAAAAAUGGAGAUAACAAAGGAGCAGUUAACAACAAGGGAGAUUGGAGGAGCAAGAUACACCAAUUUGAAGUACGCAUUUGACCUUGGAAUUCACUCCUUAUUAACUUCCUGUUCCAAAGAGGCAUUUUGUAAAGCUUUCCCUAAUUUUGCUCCAGUUCAAGUUGAUCGUCUUCAUCGAUUGUUCAUUCAGGUGCUUACUUCCUUGCACGAGGAUAUACAGGAUGAAUUUGAGUCUUUAUGCGUGGAGACACAGGCAGGACCAACACUCAACAUGGUGGAGCAGCUUGUGGAAGAACAAAACUUGGACCCUUUGUUUCCAGAGAAGAGCAAUGUUGAAGAAGUCACUCACUACCUAUCAGAAGCAAAACAGAAUGAGAUCAGCUACUUGACAACUAUGUUGGAGACGGCAGAAGAACAGAAGCGUGCCAUCACUUCUCGUCUUGAAGUCCUGAAGAAAGAAAGGCAUGAUUUCUCCGAUGCUGCUGCUGUGGACAUUGUUAAUAAGAUAUGGACAGUGAUUAAGAAGUACGAUACUAUCAACGAUAUUGGCUUCCAUAACUGAUACUGGCCUCGGCUAAUGCAUCGUAUUUACCUUAGUCCUGUGUCUACUCAAGAGCCUGGAUUAAACUAGAGAUUAUCAGAACUUGUCAUUUCAGGAUACCUGUGAAAUCUCUGAAGUAAGCAAUUACCAUUGCAUUCAAUUUUAAGCAAGUAAACAAGUCUUUGUUUACAUCUUGUUCACUAAAAUGCUUGUAAUAUGACAUGUAUGUGGUAUUAAUUAAGCACCAGUGAAAUGGUUGAAUUUGAAAGAAUUGAACGAAGAGAUGUAUGAGGUAAAAAUCUCAUGUACGGUUCUGUAAAGUGGCAAUAAGGGUGACAGAUUGGUUUCA
Capsicum annuum is the source of this 991-nucleotide messenger RNA. RefSeq lists its product as uncharacterized. The transcript is spliced from 8 exons. Gene Ontology annotation, biological process: chromosome segregation. Gene Ontology annotation, cellular component: MIS12/MIND type complex. Lineage: Eukaryota; Viridiplantae; Streptophyta; Magnoliopsida; Solanales; Solanaceae. The record is from RefSeq and is a predicted model, not a curated record. Bases 106 to 663 code for a protein of 185 amino acids.